Anolis carolinensis (green anole) is the source of this 12610-nucleotide messenger RNA. RefSeq names its product NHS actin remodeling regulator (gene nhs). The coding region runs from base 528 to 4991 and encodes 1487 amino acids. Gene Ontology annotation, biological process: cell differentiation; lens development in camera-type eye. Lineage: Eukaryota; Metazoa; Chordata; Lepidosauria; Squamata; Anolidae. The transcript is spliced from 9 exons. The record is from RefSeq and is a predicted model, not a curated record.
CAUGGGGUGUAACUAUACAAUUCUUUCAAAAUACUUGCACUUCCUACAGAAAUCUCUCAGUAGUCUUCACCUAUGCAGGGAGCCAUGUUGAAAAUCUGCACUACAGAGCUGGGAGAAAGAAGGUGUGACCCUUUGGAGGCUAUUGGACUGCAUCUCCCAUCAGCCUCAGCCACCAUUACCGAUGAUAAGAGACGGUGGGAUUUGUAGGUUCCCCACACCUUAGCUGGAGAGGGAUGGAAUAGAGGGAGAAAGCAAGGGAGGGGGGAAGAGAGAGUAUUAAUCAAAGAGAUCUGCUAUGGGCUGAGGUUUCCUUUCUAGAUGCAGAGGUUCCCCCUUUCCUGCCAGUGAAACCGCGGCUGCUGUUGCUGCUGCUGCUGCUGUUGCUGCUGCUGGAGUCUCACUGCUGUUGCUGCUGAUGCGAGCAUCCGAGUGAAUGAGAGAGGAGGCAGGACCAAGGAGAGCUGCCCUCCAUUAGGCCACUGAGACUUGUCGAGGAUGUUUAGUGUUGCCUCCUGGCCACAUCAGGGAUGGGCACCUCUCAGGAUGAGCUCCAGCAUUACUCAAGGAGAAGACAUGCAGCUGUCUCAAACCUGGAUGCCGAAAGUAAACUGAGUGUGUACUUCCGUGCCCCUUGGCAUCAGCAAAGAAACGUUUUCCUUCCUUCCACCAGACCGGCUUGUGUUGAGGAACUGCAUCACCAUGCAAAGCAGAACUUGAGAGCCUUGAGAAAGGAGCAGCGAAACCGGGGUGAGAGCAGAGAACAGAAAACCCAGAGUCAAAUCUCAGUGGUGGCUCCCCCUUUUCCUUCUUUCCCUGUGACCUACAAUCAGAAACACAAAGAGGCAAAGGAUCGUCACUUGCUAAAAUUUUACAGCACCCGCUCGCCCUCCCCCACCGAGUGUUGCCACAUGACCCCGUGGAGUAGAAAGUCCCACCAUCCAGAGGAAGACGACGCAGAUGUCAUGUUAGGGCAGAGACCGAAAAAUCCAGUACAUAAUAUCCCUUCUACACUGGAUAAGCAAACCAACUGGAGCAAAGCACUUCCUCUCCCAACUCCAGAGGAGAAAAUGAAACAAGAUGCCCAAGUGAUUUCCUCUUGCAUUAUCCCCAUCAAUGUCACUGGAGUUGGUUUUGACAGAGAGGCUAGUAUACGCUGCUCUCUUGUUCACUCACAAUCCGUGCUACAGCGGAGACGGAAAUUGAGAAGGAGGAAAACCAUCUCUGGCAUCCCCAGAAGAGUCCAACAAGAAAUAGAUUCUGACGAAUCACCAGUAGCAAGAGAACGGAAUGUGAUUGUGCAUGCAAAUCCAGACUUCUCUAAUAACGUCAACAGGAGAUCAGGUACCAGGGAUUCUGAGUGCCAAACAGAAGAAAUCCUCAUUGCUGCCCCAUCCCGGAGAAGAAUCCGAGCUCAGAGGGGUCAAAGUGUUGUAGCCUCCCUCUCUCAUUCUGCUGGCAACAUAUUGGUGCUCACAGACAAUGGUGAUGCCAUGUUUACAACAUCAGUAAGCAACCGCGUACGAUCAAGGAGUCUCCCUCGUGAAGGUGCUAGAGCCAAUGAAGUGGACCACCACAACACUGGUGCCAAAGUGUCAGCAUAUGAAGCAGAACACUUUUUAACAAGCCAAGAAAGAAUAUCUGCAAAGAGUAAAGAUGCCAUAAAUAAUCCGUGUUUGCAAGAACACCAUCCCAUAGGUUUAAAGUGUUCUCAGCAUCUUCACAGUCCAGAUCACAACUCCAAUGAGAGGGGGAGAUCAAGGUUAUCAAGGAUGGUCGAUUCCGGAAGCUGUGAUAUCUCAUCAAACUCUGACACCUUUGGAAGUCCCAUUCACUCCAUCUCUACUGCCGGGGUUCUUCUCAGCAGUCACAUGGACCAGAAAGAUGACCAUCAAUCAUCUAGUGGGAAUUGGAGUGGGAGCAGUUCAACAUGUCCUUCCCAGACAUCAGAAACUAUUCCUCCUGCUGCUUCUCCCCCACUGACUGGUUCUUCACACUGUGAUUCAGAAUUAUCGCUUAACAUUGUUCCCAGUGCCAAUGAGGACUCAAAUAUCUUCAUAACAGAACACUAUACUGAUCAGAUAGAUAAGAUUAGAGGUCACAGGGCAAGUUCUUUCACUUCCACUGUAGCAGAUCUACUGGAUGACCCUAAUAAUAGCAACACAAGUGACAGCGAAUGGAAUUACUUGCAUCAUCAUCAUGAUACAUCCUGUCGUCAAGAUUUCAGUCCUGAACGUCCCAAGACAGACAGCCUGGGAUGUCCAAGCUUUACAAGCAUGGCCACUUAUGAUAGUUUUAUAGAGAAGACCCCGUCUGAAAAAGCAGACACUAGCUCACACUUUUCUGUUGACACUGAAGGCUACUAUACCUCCAUGCACUUUGACUGUGGUCUCAAGGGAACUAAAAGUUAUAUUUGUAACUAUGCAGCUGUGGGCUCCGAGAGUGGCCAGAAUGCAAGUGUUGCCUCUAGUUUUACUAACUGCACCUGGCAGGAUUAUGUCAAUCACAGGAGGCACGGAAAACAGAGCAUCUCUCUUAAGAAACCAAAGGCAAAGCCAGCCCCACCAAAACGCAGUUCAUCUUUAAGGAAACCUGACAGCAGCACAGAUCUUCCUGAGAAGAAAGAACCAAAGAUAAGCAGUGGGCAGCAGCACAUGCCUCAUACUUCCAGGGAAAUGAAGCUGCCCCUUGAGUUUGCAAAUACACCUUCAAGAACAGAAAAUGCUAAUUUACCAAGCAAACAGGAGCUCCCUUGGGAUAAUCAGGAUGAGAGUGGAUUAAAAGAACUUUCAUAUGACACCAUGGACAUCCCAUCCUUUAAAGAUGAAGGUGCUGAACAAUCUCACUAUGCAGAUCUCUGGCUUCUAAAUGACUUGAAAUCUAAUGAUCCUUAUAGGUCUUUAUCCAAUUCUAGCACUGCUACAGGUACUACGGUCAUAGAAUGCAUAAAGUCGCCUGAAAGUUCAGAAUCGCAAACAUCGCAGUCUGGAUCGCGAGCCACCACUCCUUCCCUCCCUUCUGUUGAGAAUGAGUUUAAGUUGGCUUCCCCAGAAAAGCUGGCUGGUUUAGCUUCUCCUUCAAGUGGUUAUUCCAGUCAGUCUGAAACACCAACAUCAUCCUUUCCUACAGCUUUCUUUUCUGGACCCCUAUCCCCAGGGGGAAGUAAAAGGAAGCCAAAAGUUCCAGAAAGGAAAUCCUCCUUACAACAGACUUCUAAAGAUGGCAGCUUCUCUCUAAAUAAAGAUCUUGAACUUCCAGUUAUACCUCCAACCCAUCUUGACCUAAGUGCUCUUCACAACGUCCUGAUUAAACCCUAUGCUCACAGACAUCAACUACAUGCUUUUAAUAACAACAAACCGAACGUGGUAGAAGAAGCACUGAACUCUAAUUCUUCACCGGCCCUUGCUAUUACGCCUUCAGUCCUGAAGUCUGUACAUCUUCGAGCAAUCAAUAAGCCUGAAGACACAAAACACAAAGAUAACACGGACUUCCUCCACAUUCAAGCAAAAUCUUCAAUGGUGACUUCAAUUUCUUCAGGUAGAAUAAAACCACAUGGAAGUAAGAAACAAAUAUCACGCCAGUAUUCCAUGGAAGAGGCCAUAGUGUCCUAUAUUAAUCCUUCUCCAGUGCAGAUAACCGCAGAACAACUGCAGGCAGAAGAUGAUUUGACUUUAAGUGAAAAGAAUACCUACCAAAAGACUCUAACCUCAGUAGAUAUGGGUGCUCCAGCAACUAAAUAUAUAACAGACCAAACACAUUCGGUUCAUGACUUUUUAGUAGGGAGUACUUUAAAUAAAACCUCCAGCAGUUGUGCUGAACGGUUUCCACAGGGCAUGGGAGGACUAUCCAGCAAUUCUGACAGGAAGAGAACUACUUUUGGAUCAGAAAAAGAUAAGAGACUUGACCCUGUGCAGAAGCUUCAGCAAGCACUACCUGCACACUGUGAAAAAAAGUUUGAACCCCUCAAUGAAGGUACGUUCCCGUCUAACUCCUCAUCUCGGGGAGCAGACAUCAGUUAUCAGCUAAAGCAUCAGCUCAGCCUAAGCCAAUGUGAUGACAAAGUGCCUGGGAAUAUCAGCUAUGAACCGGAGAUCUCAACUGUAGAUUCACUCAGUGACAGAUAUACUGAACAAGAAAACUAUACUAUGUCAGGUAUUCCAACCAAAAGUGCCUCAGAUGACAAAGACAGGAGAGCAGCUGAGCUACAAGGGACUCCAGAAGAAGACAUCUUCAAAGAAUUUUCUCCAAGCGAUGAUUCCAUAAUCUCACCCUUAAGUGAAGAUUCCCAAGCUGAAUCAGAAGAUGCUUUUGUGUCUCCAAAUAAACCCCGAACAACAGAGGACCUAUUUGCAGUCAUUCACCGGUCAAAAAGGAAAGUACUUGGAAGAAAGGAUUCUGGAGAGACUUCUUCCAGGAACAAAUCGAGAGCUUCAUCUAGUACUAGCAGUGUGUCUCCUGCCAGCAGCACACCCCCUGCAGCUAGUGUUCCUCCUCCUCCUCCGAGUGUUGCAAGCCCAGUGUGCAGCCAGAGAUCACCUGGACUUAUUUACAGGAAUGCCAAAAAGUCCAAUACAUCAAAUGAAGAAUUCAAACUGCUGCUCCUGAAAAAGGGCAGCCGGUCUGAUUCUAGCUAUCGGAUGUCAGCGACCGAAAUACUGAAGAGUCCAGUUUCACCCAAAUCGCCUGGAGAAUUACUUGGAGAUACUUUACAAAACACUGAUGAGUUUUCCCAAGCCUCGUCAGGUGUCGAGGCAUUCACUCCUCUCUCUCCUUGCCCCCCAAGAAUAAAUCCAGAAGGGGGUUCCUCCAAAAACUUUCCUACAUCAGCAUCAUCACGGGUAGGACGGUCAAGGGCACCUCCUGCAGCCAGCAGUAGCCGAUACAGCGUUCGCUGCAGAUUGUACAACACCCCGAUGCAAGCCAUUUCGGAAGGAGAGACGGAGAAUUCUGAUGGGAGCCCUCACGACGAUCGAUCCUCUCAGAGCUCUACAUAGGCUAUGUAGAGGCUGGAGCACACUUCUGACUGUUAAGUGGGGAACUUCACAUUCGCUUGGCUUGUGUGAAUAUAAAAAGCCAAUUCUGUAGCAGCCAAAAACCAUGCAGGGCAAUACUGAUGCUUGAAAACGCGAAGAAAGGCUGAGAGACUGGAAGAAAGAGAAGAUGAUCUGUAGCUAUUUAUUACUUCACAUUUUCUAUAAGUAGAAGCAUAUGCCGAAAAAGUCGACUUUGGUUAACUGUCAUUCAUUACUCUCAUGUUUCCUGCCAUUGAUGUAGAUUUCCAUUAUCCGGUUUUCAGAACUCCCUCUUCCACUCCAAAGAUGCCAUCAAAACAUAAAAAAUGAUCCUCACUGUUGUGCUUCCCUAGGUGGGAAAACAUAAAAUUGCUUGAGGAAUUGGUAUUUUUUUACACUAAAAUGAAGUGAAAUGAAAUUUAAAAGAUACGAACAAAACAGAUGUACAUAUCCAUAUUUUUGAUAAAUAUUUGUAAAUAGAGUUGUUGGAGAGACAGAAAAAAGUGGUUGGUGGCAAAUGAUAACCUUGUUGAAAGACAAAAAAUGGAUAAAGUUAUUGACUGUAUUCUGUGAAUACAAUUUUCAUAUCAAACCUAAUUUACGUAUCUACCACAACCACUUGCAGUUAAAUCAUUAAGCCUCUAACAUGAAUUUUAACACUUGAAUUAGAGGAAAUCCUCAAUUUAAAUAAAAAGCUAUCAUAUUAAAUAGUAUCUGAUUAAUUCUCUUCCCAAAGUGCAACUUUUGGCAGAGGCUUAUUUGGCAGGAACUACAUAUCCAAACUGUUUAGAAACCUGAUUUCCAUUGUGGCUUCUUCCUCAUGCCCCACGUCCCAAACUGUGGCCAAGAAUCCUGAGAAAUAUAGUCACAAGAAACUCUGCGUGGUAUGCUGACAAUAAGGCCAGCCAUUUUAUUAAACAAGUUAAUUUCUUUUGUCUCUUAAACAAUCUACCAUAUUUUGAACCAUCAUAAAUUUCUUUGUUUUUAUGGUAACUGGCUGAGGUCCAAACAUUUUUCUUCCCCAAACAAAUGUGAAAGAUUAAUCAUAGAUUUACCUUCCAAAAUAAUAUCAAACAGACAUGCAGAACAUGUUGGUAGUGUAAUUUUUCUUUAGCAGACCCAGACCGACAUGAUAGGCAAGACAUUGUAUUGAGCAGAUAACAUUUCAAGUUUAUGUAGGGUCCAUAUAAACAGAAACAAACAAACAAAAAAAUGUCAGUGAAGAGAAAAGAAACAUGUCCCUGCAAUUAAUACCCUAGCAACUCUUACAGAUCAACUUGAAUAGAUUAGUCUAAAGUGGUUUUCAAACAAAGGAGAAUCAAAUUGACCAAGUUUUAGCCAGAAAUUGUAAAAAUACUGGCAUACAGCUCCCAGAAUCAUCCAGGCAACAAAGUCACUUGUCAAAGUCACUGCCUGGGGGACGCAUUUAGGAGUACUAGAUAAAUAAGUAACUUUUCCAAAUACUGGUUUUAACUGGCAACACAAAUAUGGAGCAAUAAGAGAAAGAAAACAACAACACAAAGCACAGGGAAUUGCUGCUGUAAAUUGCCUUUUAAUAGAAAAAAACAACAAAACGGGACAUGUUAGAUUCUGAAAUGAAAGAGAUUUAAGUACACUUACAUUAAACAUAUUUAGAACAUAGUCCACAAAUACCUUUUAUUCUCUGUGAGAAGAGAUAUUCCCACCACAUUUAUCUGUAGCUGAUUGCACUAAUUCUAUACAUACGCCCAAGGAGCUAAUACCUAAUUAAAUUAAAGAGCCUACAUCUGAGUGGUUUUGUAGAAGACAGGCCCUAUAGUUUACUUUAAGGCAGAAAUAGAGACUUGUGGGUCUGCACAGCUAAUAAUAAGGAAUUUGUGGAAAUUGUAGAACAAUGCCACUUGAAGUGAUGGUCCCCAGACCUAUGUGAGAGCCAUUUGUCACAAGUCCACAGUGAAAUUCCAGGACAGAAAAGCAAAAAGAAUUAUGGCCAAUGGGUCUAAAUAUGGUGCCAGUACCCAUAAUAUUAGGAAAAUAACCUGCUGAUCACUGGCAUCAGCUAGCCUGAGAAAUAUUGGUCUAGAAUAUCCCCACUUAUGCUUGAAUGUUUAUUUUGAAGGGAUCAAAAGGACAAGUGGGAAGUCUAAGAGGCUGCAGAACAUAUUGUUUUAGCAUUGCCCAGUAGAAUCCAAUUUGGAAGCAUCAGGGGGAAAAGCUCACAUUUUCCUGUGCAGCUUACCUGACUCUUUCCACCAAGAAACAGUCCAAAAUAGCACUAAGAAAAAUAAUGGCAGACAGGAGAACUGGUAAGAAGACAGCUGGAGAAGUUUGUCUUGGAUAGCAUGCCCCAUUUAUAUCCUGUCCUGGGAUCUCCAGAUACAGUUCUUAGCCACCCUUCCGUACCUAAUUACCAUUUCAACAAUGCAAAGAGGUGGUAGGUCAGGCUGAGAGAGUAUGGCAUGCCUAAGAUAAGCUACAAACCUAAACUGAAUUCUAAACCUGGGAUUUGAAUCAAAUUUUCAAAAGAUGUUACCCCCCUUUAAUGAAGAUUGGGGUCAACUAUUCAGUUCUUUGAGCACUGCAGAAACAUCUGAAGCUUUAACCCAACACAUAUUGUUCACACCUCAAGGAGUCGGGCAGGAUAGGAGAAGGCAUGUUGAUAGAACCAUGGGUUGCAUCCAGACUAAGAGUGGAUCUACACUGCCAAAUAAUACAGUUCGAAGGUCUACACUCACCAUAUAAUGAAAUUAAAACUGUUAUUUGGCAAUGUAGAUCCAGCCCAAAUAAUUCUUACUAGUUGGUACAUUUAUAUCUAUAGGUGGGACUUACAUUUUGUCCAGAACAAUUGGAAGAUACCACAAGGUUCAUUCAGUCCAGUUCCUUGCCAUAUAGUAAUACACAAUCAAAGCACUCCCAACAUAUAUCUAUUCAGCCUCGUUUUUUAAAAACCUUUAAAGGAAAAGACUCUACCACACUGCAAGGCAGAAAAAUAAAUAAGGGCAGAAGUGUGAAGCAAUUUCCCAUUUAGGAACUAAAGGGAUAGGGCUGCGAUAAAUAUUUCCAUGGGAGAAUACAAAUUUUAAACUUGCCUAUAGCCAGCUUAAUGUUGGGUUUCAAUGUAAGGAAGAGGUUUCCAGUGUUAUACUCCGUUCCAUGAACUGAAAGUAGCACUUUCGUCUCAUUUAUACAGAGAUAUUCAUGGAGAUGAAAACAAUCAUUUCUUUUUUAAUUGGGCAAUCAGGGAAGCCCUGCAGGACAUUUCCUUCCCCGCUAAAUCUGCAGAAAACAGGUUCUCCUCUCUACCUUUAAGAGGUUUUGUUUCUCAUAUUAGACAAUGAACUCUUUCAAGCAGAAAGAAAUAUGCCCCACCUUUACAGGGAACUAGAUUCCAGAUGUUUUGGUAUUGAGAGGGACCAUGGAGUUCUACUUUACCAUUUAUUAUGUUGGGGAAAGUGAAUCAGAAGCUUCUUCAAAUUUACUGGAAAGAAAGGGGAUUGCGAUCUCUAUUUAAUGAGGGAUCCCUCUUGUUCUGAACAGCAUGGACAUGAAGGAUAAUCUACUGGGAAGAAACGGGUUAGGAACAAUUACCUAGACUGCAACUGCAAAUAAAAUGCUCAAGGUGGCAAUUUUUUUUUGGGGGGGGGAGGGAGAGAAAGUGGCAACAAUGAACCUUCAGAAUGAUAAAGAAGAGGGUGAGAUGGGCCAGACCCAUCCAUUCAUCCAUCUAAGCAGGAAACAAUUAUGGUGCAGGAAUGAAGUCGCACACCAGUGUAAUAAUCUGAAACAUUUCUCCUUGUUUUGAGGAAUGGCAGUGAGCAGAACAAAACAAUCAUCUUGUUAAAUAUAUGGUGAAGGAUGGGCCCAAAUGCCCCCAUGCCAUUGCAUAUAUCACUGGCAUCAUGGAGAGAGGACAGUCUGCUGGCAAUCCUGCUAACUCCAGUAAGCCCCAGAGUUGGUGCCAGGGCCAAUUGACUCCUAUACCAGUUUCCUAGUGAUGGCCCUACAAAUAUAGUCAAUUUGCAUUGGCAGAUGUACACAUUAAUACCUAAUAACAUGAAGUAUUAGAUUGCUGGCUUGCAACCAACUCUGCACUAAGGAAGAAACCCACAUUCACGGCUGGAAGUUUGUUCUCCAAACAAUAGUAAUUGAUACUGUUUCAUUUAUUGGCACAAAAAUAGAAGACAAAACUCCAAAGCUAGGAAGUAGGGUCAUUCCUUGGAAAUCACCUCUAAGAAUCAUACCUGUGGAGUUUGCAUUUUAUCCCCCAAGCUAGAGACAUAUCCUGGAAACCCAGAGUUUAUGAUUAAUCCAACUACUUCACCCUUUAUCACCAAGGAAAGAAUUUAAGCCUUGGGAUAAUAAUAUCAUAGUUAAAGGGCACUCAAAUGUAACCAACAGCUUUACUGCUGCAACACAUAACUAUAAUUCUCAGGAUUUUACAGGGGAAGCCACAUCCAUUAAACAGACUUCAAACAGAUUUAAAUAUGUAGUGUGCCAAAAAUAUAAUAUUGUUAUCUGGGAUGAAAAGCACACUUUUAAUAGGGAAAAAAACUCUCCUUCUAAAGUAACAAGCUUUUCUAUGAUGUUAAGCAGUUAAUUUGGGCAAUGACUGUGAAAGAAGGGGAGGGUUUAAGGAAACAGUAGUUGUUUCAUAUUAUUAUUACCACUGCUAGGCCAAUAAAAGACCUAGUCAUAACCUAAUAACUAAAAUUUUCAAACAGGAUUAGUUUUAUAUUCAUAAACUAAUUAUUAAGCAUGCAACAAAUGCUGUUGAUUCAUCAAUAAAAUCGUACAACAACCUUUCAGUGAAACUUUGUGCAUAACAUUAAUGCUACCUAAAUGUUUAGAGAAAUGACACUGUGAAAAAAAUAGGUGAGAAAUAGGCGUACACUCUUUAUACACUCUUUAUAUAGCUUACUAAAAUAGGAAUGAGGAAGCUCUUUGAUCCAAUACAGAUCAGUUUCCAUCUAUACUAAUUUUACCAGAAAUGCUUUACUUGGGUGAGAAUUGAUCGCAAGUGGGUUGAAAAAGGAAUCAGAAGAAAUACUUUUAAUAAAAAGAAGGCAGGGAAACAAAAGACUGGAUUACUUGAAGUUACUUGAAUUUUCUUGUAAUAAAACAAAAAAAUUGAUGUGAGAUUAAAUUGGGUUUUUAAAAACAAAACACUGUUAUAUACAAAAGAAUAUUGCUUUUCUUCAUUGAUACAUCAGUUUUCCAAUUACAGUACAAUCCAAAAUCAGAUAGAUAUUCAGGCCAAGUUUUCCCAAAUGCAGCCUGCUGCUAUUAAUUGCAGAAAUAAUUAAUGUCAGAAUAUAAAUAAAGAGCCAUUUAGAAAAGGAAUGUGUGGUGUGCAGUACUGAUUGAACAGGGUGGCUGGAUGAAGUCGGUAGUCACUAGUAGGUCGAUGAGUAAGUUGGCUUUAAGAAAAAAGUUAUUUUUAACAUGUAUCUGUGGAAGUGUAAACCAGGGGAAGGAUUGCUGUUUAUUUGCUCAUUGUGAUAGAUUUAAAGGUAUAUUGCACCUGAAGUUGAAGUGAUCAAAUAAAUAAUGAGAUCCAUUCAAAAUCAGGCAUUGGAUUUUCCUUCGUCGGAGAUUCAUGGAAAUAUACUAAGUUUUUUAAGAGUUUCUUACAGCCUUCCAAUGUGGGAAGAGAUGGUUGGUCAGCAUGUGUACAGAAAGACUAGUGAGAUUAGGAGAUUAUUUGCCCAAUACUAGAUUUUGCCCUGCUGGCAAGAAGUGUUUAAGAUGGGCAAACUGAACUGCUGAGCCAGGAUGCCAUCACGAAUUUUGAAGACAUCCUGGCACCAGGCAGAUAUUUUAUGCAGGUAGAAUAGGCAGAUAUGUUGAGACAAAUGUUUAAGAGUUGGUUGCCAGAAAGCAAAAAGGGUUUCAAACCUACAUACUUUGCAGAGGUGUGUAAAGGAAAAGAGUUAGUGCAUUAGAAGCAAGCCUUUUCAAUUGCAGCUAAAUGGGCAAGCUCUGAAGAGUGAUUAUGAAGCAAGUGAAAUGGAAUGCAUUUGUGAGUUAAUAAAAUCUGCAUUGCUUUACAUUAGGACAGCAAAGAAAGAAUAUUAACUUGAUAUCGGAGGCACAAGUGAUGUUUCAGAAUAUUUUGAUCAAAAUGUCCACCAGUAGCACUACUAUAGUAACCUGACUAUGACUGAGCACAUCUCUUGGUGCUAAGACUGAAGGGGUACUGGAAGUUUGGCGUUACAAACAGACAUCGUCAGUACCACCUUCAUGUCAAAUCAGCGUGCCAAAAUGAUUUCCGAAAAGUGCUACACAUACUUUCUAGUAAAACUGUAAGAGAAAACAGCUGAAUUGGUUUCACUAAGAUUUUCUAUGUGCCAUCCAGAAUCCGUUUAAGCCAAUUUUGCCAGUGUUAAUGAAACACUGAGGAGAACAUAGUUACUAAUUUCGUAUUGAGACCACAGAGAGCUAUAUAAAUAAAUAUAUAUAAAUCUAUAUUAAAAAUACAUGCAACUUGAAUUAGAAGGCAGAGAAACACCUUCUAUAUAAUGUCUAUGUAAUGCUCACAAAACUUAUCAUAUAAAUACUUAUUUUGUUUACUCAAAAAAAAUCUAUGACAAAGUGUUUCUAUUUUCUAUUUAUCACAUUAAAGCCCAGUUAAGGUGGAUUAUAAAUCCACUUUUUAAAAAUUAUAUUGAAAAUAAGCCCUGAUAAAGCAAUGUGCUGUAGGCAUGUGGAAUAUUAUUACCCUUAAAGAUUGUCCUCAUUCACAAUGGGGAAGGGAUGCCAACUUUGCACAUUCAGCGUUGUCCCUUCAAUGAACUUAAUGUGAACACCCUUCAUACCUAGGAGCUCCUUGCACAUGUAAAAGGUGCACAGCUACAUGAAUGAAGAGCUUUAUUGAAUACUGUGGGACUCACAAGUAAACAUGCAUAGGAUUGUUCUACACAAGUCGUAUAUGCCUUCAAAGCCCUCAAAAUGGAUAAAAAUUAAGCAAAAACCCGUCUUGAAACAGGGUAGAAAUUAAAAACAAAGCUAACUUGUGAACCAUCAUUCCAACUUACAAUUCUGUUGUUUGCACUGAUGUUACAAGAAUGGGUUUUGAAGUUAUGCAGCUGUUUGUUUUUCUUUGGAUAACAUUUUUCUUUUUCUUUUGAAUAUUGUGGCAGCAUAGAAAAUACGGAUUAGCUAUAGAAAUAAAGCAUAUGUUUGCAUUUGCCAAAGGUCACUGACAAAGAGUGCAUUUGCUGCAAUUGUGGCAGAUUUAGAGAAAUACUGUAGGUUAUGACUUAAACGUUUAAAAACCAAUUAAGAAGGUUACAGUGUAACUAUUUUGGUACUAGCCCCAGUUCAUGCUGGCAGAAGAGACAAUGGUUUAUGGACUUGCAUCCAUUUUGUAUUUUUGUAAUAUUUGUAAAUAUCAAUUUUUAAAUCGUUGCAAAGAUGGUUUCUUUUGUAAAAUGUUUUCAAAGUUUACAUCAAAUCCAAGCCUUUGUAUAUUUUAGAGCUGUGCAACACUUUAAGUCUUGUAUUUAUUUUUUAGUAAAAACAGUGACAGUUUCAUUGUGAACCCCCUUCGAAAAUGUUUCAGAAAAGUUUGAUUAUCUAGGAAGUGUGUAUAGAAACUGCAAAUAAACGUGACUGCAAUUAAA